This is a messenger RNA of Microcebus murinus (gray mouse lemur), 2666 nucleotides long. The record is from RefSeq and is a predicted model, not a curated record. NCBI's taxonomy places the organism in Eukaryota, Metazoa, Chordata, Mammalia, Primates, Cheirogaleidae.
AGGCGGCGAUUGGCUGGAGUGGCCUACGUCGGGAAAAUGGCUGCGAGUACCUCAGCAGUCUCGGUGGCUGUGCCCGCGGCCGUGGUGCCGGUCUUGACCACCGACGGCGAUUUCUCAGAUUUGCGGGAGAUCAAAAAGCAGCUACUGCUGAUUGCGGGCCUUACCCGGGAGCGGGGCCUUCUGCACAGUAGCAAAUGGUCGGCGGAGUUGGCCUUUUCUCUUCCCGCCUUGCCUCUAGCGGAGCUGCAGCCGCCGCCGCCCAUUACAGAGGAGGAUGCUCAGGAUAUGGAUGCGUACACCCUGGCCAAGGCCUACUUUGAUGUUAAAGAGUAUGAUCGGGCAGCGCAUUUUCUACAUGGUUGCAAUAGCAAGAAAGCCUAUUUCCUAUACAUGUAUUCCAGAUAUCUGUCUGGAGAAAAAAAGAAAGAUGAUGAAACAGUUGAUAGCUUAGGCCCCCUGGAGAAAGGACAAGUGAAAAAUGAGGCUCUUAGAGAAUUGAGAGUGGAGCUCAGCAAAAAACACCAAGCUCGGGAACUUGAUGGAUUUGGCCUUUAUCUCUAUGGUGUGGUGCUUCGAAAGCUGGACUUGAUAAAAGAGGCCAUUGAUGUGUUUGUGGAGGCCACUCAUAUUUUGCCUUUGCACUGGGGAGCCUGGUUAGAACUCUGUAACCUGAUCACAGACAAAGAGAUGCUGAAGUUCCUGUCUUUGCCAGACACCUGGAUGAAAGAUUUUUUCUGGGCUCACAUAUACACAGAGUUGCAGUAAGAGGAGGCCCUGCAAAAGUAUCAGAAUCUCAUUGAUGUGGGCUUCUCUAAGAGCUCAUAUAUUGUUUCCCAAAUUGCAGUUGCCUAUCACAAUAUCAGAGAUAUUGACAGCCUCUCCAUUUUUAAUGAGCUAAGGAAGCAAGACCCUUACAGGAUUGAAAAUAUGGAACCAUUCUCCAACCUCUUUAUAUCAUCUUUUUCUUUCUUCCAGAGCAUGAAAUCUGAGUUGAGUUAUUUGGCUCAUAACCUCUGUGAGAUUGAUAAAUAUCGUGUAGAAACAUGCUGUGUAAUUGGCAAUUAUUAUAGUUUACGUUCUCAGCAUGAGAAGGCAGCCUUAUAUUUCCAGAGAGCCCUGAAAUUGAAUCCUCGGUAUCUUGGGGCCUGGACGCUGAUGGGACAUGAGUACAUGGAAAUGAAGAACACAUCUGCUGCCAUCCAGGCUUAUAGACAUGCCAUUGAGGUCAACAAACGGGACUACAGAGCUUGGUAUGGCCUUGGGCAGACCUAUGAAAUCCUUAAGAUGCCAUUUUACUGCCUUUAUUAUUACAGACGUGCCCACCAGCUUCGACCCAAUGAUUCUCGUAUGCUCGUUGCUUUAGGAGAAUGUUAUGAGAAACUCAAUCAACUAGUGGAAGCCAAGAAGUGUUAUUGGAGAGCUUACGCCGUGGGAGAUGUGGAGAAAAUGGCUCUGGUGAAACUGGCAAAGCUUCAUGAACAAUUGACUGAGUCAGAACAGGCUGCCCAGUGUUAUAUCAAGUAUAUCCAAGAUAUCUAUUCCUGUGGGGAAAUAGUGGAACACUUGGAGGAAAGCACUGCUUUCCGCUAUCUCGCCCAGUACUAUUUUAAGUGCAAGCUGUGGGAUGAAGCUUCAACUUGUGCCCAAAAGUGCUGUGCAUUCAAUGAUACCCGGGAAGAAGGUAAGGCCUUACUCCGGCAAAUCCUACAGCUUCGAAACCAAGGCGAGACUUCUACCACGGAGACGCCUGCUCCCUUUUUCCUCCCUGCUUCACUCUCUGCUAACAACACUCCCACACGCAGAGUUUCUCCACUCAACUUAUCUUCUGUCACGCCAUAGUUGGCUACUUUUAAGCCAGCACAUUGCUAGACCCAUCUUAAGCCUUACCUCCAUGUACAGAACGGUCACAUCUGUUCUUCCAAGGACGACAGCUCUUCUCGUUUCUACAGAUGGAAACAGCUCCAUGGAGACAGUUUAUAUAAUCGCCUUCAGAAGCAGAUUGAGAGAAUAAUACUGGCAGGAAGGCAUUGUCUUUUGUCAAUUCGAAGCACUUCUAUCUCCCUUCUGUUGAGAGUGGCUAUGGAUCCUGGCCUUCUUCUCAGAGCCAUCCUCCCACCCCACCCCGCAAAAAAACUCAUCCCCUUUACAGCACUUUAGCACAGGCAUUGCUACAGGACAAAGUUUUAAUGCUGUUGGGAGUGGGAGAGAGGCAAGGGAGAAAAGUCAACCACUCUACCUUCUGCUGGCUGGAGGGGCACUGAGUACCCUAGGAAGAGGUCAGGGCAAUGGACAGUAAUUACCUUGCUCUUGGAUUUGCUGAGCAUCACCCCCAUUCUGAUGUCAGAGAUUAGGUUUAAAUGGAGUGAAGCUAUACAUUUAUUCAUACUCUAGGGAGACAAUCUUCCAAAAUAUUUUUGAGAAGGAGUCUUCUAUAGUAAAAGCUUUCAAAGUGGAAGUACUUACUAAGUUAGAUAAAAGAGCAAAAAGGAUGUCACUGAGCUUGGAACUGCUGAUGGCCCUUAUGGAGGGCAAAACAUGGCUGUAGUGUUAACUGUACUCCUACCAAAGCAAGGAGACAGGAUUGCUGAUAAUUUCAUGGAUAUUGGAAAUAACUUUUGUGACUACACAGAUAAUAAACUCACUUCAAGCUGGUCUGUUUUAAUAAA